AUGAAGAUUUCGCCAAUUCAACUUUCGCCAACGUUCACCAAUAGAAGUGGUGAAGUUAGCCCAAAACGGCGGUUUUUCACAGAGAGUACACUGUUUUUUUCGAAAGAACGUGGACGGAAUCACAUAGUUUCGGAUUUUCUUGUUCAACAUCCGAGUGGACCGCUUUUUAAGCUUAGUGAAGAUGAAUGGAAACAAGCGGUUGCAAAAUAUAAAUCAUUAAGUGAUGAUGGUGAUGUUAAUCAUCUUCGUCGAACAGCAACAGCUAGUAUUAAUAUCAGAACAGACGCUUACUUCGAUAAUGAUAUGAUCUCAAGUCAAUCUGAAAGACUCUUUCAAAUGUUAGAAUUCAAACAAGAAUACAAGAAUAAUCAGAUAGAAAUAAUCGUGGACAACGCAAGAACCCACACUACCAAAGCAUAUUCAUUACAAGAUUUUGGUAAAAAUAUCGGUACUCGUUGUCCAGUUAAACAAAUUGAAUAUAUCGAUGAAAACGGCUCGAUAAAAGUUAUUGAUUGUUAUUUUCAACGUGGAGAAAACAAAGAUAAAACAAAAGGUUUAGUUGAAUUAUGUAAAGACCUAGGUGUUCAAUUACCAGAUAAAGCUAAGUUAAAGCACCUUUUUCCAACAACAACUCAACAAUCUUUUGGUGACCACGAUAUGAUGCGGCGUGAAGGGCUGUUGAACCAUUCGGCUCCCGUCAAUUGCUUUCGUCUAGAAUCAUUGUCUGAAGAUAUUGAGUGA
Didymodactylos carnosus is the source of this 741-nucleotide messenger RNA. NCBI's taxonomy places the organism in Eukaryota, Metazoa, Rotifera, Eurotatoria, Philodinida, Philodinidae. The record is from the annotation of a GenBank genome assembly.